AUGACCGAGCCAAGCGUUGAAUUGGACGCUGAGGACGUACGACAGUUGUGGACCCUUGCAUGUCUAUUAGCACAGAAACAAUUGACCAAUCAAACAGCAAAUUGUCUACAGCCUCUGUGUGCAACUGAUUGCAGCGUUCGUAGUGCUGAAGAACAAGUGAUUCUUGUACAGGCGAAUAUCCUUCUUGCUGAGAUUUGUGGUGUAGCAUGCAGUAAUAAUCGGAAAGCAGACGAUUCUGAAUUGUGGACACGUCGUGUGCAUACCAUGGAGGAUUGCAUCGACUCUGUUGAUGCUGCUGUAGCACGAGGUGUUUCCUGCAGUCAAGAGAACAAGUUGCGUCUAGUGAAGGUUAAGUUUCUACUCCAGCAGCAAUUAAAAGCAGAACGAUCAGCAAAGACCCAAAAAAUGCUAGAGAUUUUAUCUGAUGGACUCAAAUCUUGUGCAGAAGCUGAAGGUGAUGGUGUGAGUAUGUUCUGGAAAUACUUUGAGAUCAAGUUGAAGGCGUGUCUGGUGAAGAUGCACGCUGCAACGGUUAUGGCAAAGUAUGCAAAGGGCAGCAAAGACAUUAACAGUUUUGCAGACAACUUGCUGUAUUUACGAACCACACUGCCAAAUGAUGUACACAAGCGUUUUCUGUUGUGGCUGGUAGAGGCGACGUGCCAUACUGCUAUCUCAUCGUUUUACCCUGGUGAAACUGCAGAUAUGCGUCAGCUGGUUGACUUUAGUGCGGAUUUUUUUGAUCGAGUGUCCCAACAGGAACCUGUGUCCACAUGCCUCCGCUUGCACCACCUGAUAAUAAUUGGGUUGUACUACUUCCGGACAGGCAAGGUAAUUAAGGUGGCGCCUUUGCUGGAACAAGCCAAGAUGUUGGCUCAUGGUGACAAUCGCAACAGUGACCAAGAGCCAGACGUUGUUGUCACGAAAUCCUGCCUGAAUAUAAUUUUGGACUCGAUGCGGGUGAGUGUUAUUGCAUGCUCUGAUCCUAAGGAGGCAUGUGGCCUCGCCAUGAAUACCGUUCUUGCUGCCCAAGCAAAUUUGCAGGUAUAUGCCCAGUUUCCAGCAGUGCGGCUUAUGCUCAUAGCAACGCUGGCUGAUCUAGAGCGCACUGUAUUGUAUCGUUUCUACCUCGCACGCUGCCACACACUGAUUGCUAAGUAUGCCGUAGCAAUUGGGAAAGUGAAGGAUGCUUGUGCUCACUUAAACUUUGUGGUAAACAAAGUGCUUCCUAUCCCCACAGUUGACGAGCCAUCGUAUCCUGACGCAUAUUUGGCGGUGUGGGUUGAUGUGCUUGAAGUUACAACAUAUUGUUGCGAAGUGGUUACUGUAGAAUCCUUGUCAAGAAACAGCGGUAAUCCAAUAGGUCUGCAGAUAAAGCAGAUCUAUCCGAGCCGACUUUUGCUCAAAUGGGUUGCUCGCAUUUUAAAAUUAGACGGCUUGCAACACCAAAUACAUCAGUGCUGUAGUGUUGAGUUACGUGCAAAGUACAACCUUGCACUUGCCAAAUGGAUGUGGGCAACGAAAAGUCUAUCAGAUGUUGCCAAAGAGGGCAUUAAACCGUUUAAAAAGUACACCGCACUGGAAGAGCUUCGCCCCAGGAUGUUUGCUCUCUUACAUGAGGCUCUUCAGCACAUGAACACGAGUGUGUCGUGUUGUGAGGCCACAUCCGAAAUCAUGGCGCUCUUUGGACUAGAGCUGGUUGCCGUUGGUGAAGUGGAGCAAGGUGAGGGUAUGCUGAAAAGCGCCAUCCGCAUCGCCCUUCACAGCAAGAACGUGUUGCUGCAGACGCGACUUCUUGCAGAUGUACUCAAGCAUUACACAAGCAAAGGACUGGCAGCGACGCAGGCGGCUGCAGCAAUAAAGUACGAGAAGAAGCUGGCAGUUUUGCAGCAUCGUAUCGCAAUAGCUCAGGACAAAAGAGACAUAACGGCAGCUUUGUUGCGAUGGACAGUUGGCAGUAUUGACGACAACACCAAGACGUCAACAUGUUCACCUGGACAACGAAACUAA
This is a messenger RNA of Peronospora belbahrii, 2007 nucleotides long. The record is from the annotation of a GenBank genome assembly. NCBI's taxonomy places the organism in Eukaryota, Oomycota, Peronosporomycetes, Peronosporales, Peronosporaceae.